UUCUUUUUCUGGGUGCCAGAACCAAUAUCUGUGAUGGAUUCUGCAGAAGAUCAUUCUGAGAAACUUGUUAAUGAAGAUACAAGUGGGAGUAACGAUGAUACGGACAGUGUGUGUAGUGACAGUGAGAAAACGGGGUUCACUGCAACAAAGGAAGAUGAGGACAGAGGGAGUACGAUCAACACUGAUGAAAAGGAUAAGAUCAGUGACAAAGUGGGAGCAGCUGUUUUGCGGAUGCUUAAAGAAGAGGUAGAUAGAGAAAAAGAAGUCAAAGACAUAGAUUACAGUAGCACUGAAGAAGUGAAACAGGAAGCAUCACAAACUGAAGAUGAAGAUUUCAGAGUUGUCCAGCACAGACGUGAUCCCCGAAGCCAUGAAAUGAGAAAACGUCCUGACUUUCUGAGGAAGUUGAGGGGACAUGUUGGGGCAUCCCUGUCGAAGGCUUCGUGUGUCAAUCUGUUAAAAGACUUUGUUGAGUCUGAAUUCUUUGUGAUAGAUGGAGAUUCCUUGCUACUUAUGUUUAUAGAGAAGAAAACACAAUAUCUAGACUUCUUCUACCAAAUUGAAUACUUUCUGCAGGAUUUCACUGAAAAAGGAGCAAAAUAUGUCAUUACUUUCUUCAAGGAUGCAGAACAGAUGUUCUUUCAGGAUCCUCAUUUUCUUUUCUUACGUACUGCACUAAUAGAACACCUGAGGCACAAUACAAGCGUAACUGUUCAUACAGAAUUUUCCAAUUGUUUAUCAUCCGAAUGGGAGAUUUUCCUGAAGCAAAGCUAUCCUUACUUCAUCAUCGUAUCUGACACAGGAUUGAGCUCUGACCAAAAAGACUUUUUAUUUAUUUUAAUUGCUCAUUCAUUGUCAAAGAAAAUCAAUGUUGUGCUUGCUUCAGGACAGGAGUAUGAUCUUCUUAGAGUUUAUGGAUAUCAAGUUCAGAGUGUAUAUAAACACAUAUUAUUUUUUCAAGAGAAUGAACAAGAUCUGCGAUGCACCUGUGAAAAACUAAUCAGGCACAAAAAACCAUUGAUGCGUCUAUAUCACCCUCUCAAGCUGAAACUGAAAAGUAUACAAAAAGAGGUUUGCCAAGCUAUCCAUUUGUUGAAACGACUGUGGCCUGAAGGAUCUGAUAUUCGCCGUGUGGUCUGUGUUCUUGCUUGUGCCGUGGGAUUAAAAAUACACAGCAGCAUGUUGGGAAAUGCAAAUACUCCUAUGGGAGCAAACAGAAAGCGAUCAGCAAGAGUAAGAAGAAGUAAAUGCCUAUCUCCAGAAGAAGCAGCUGACCUCUGCAGGAUGCAAUGUCUCACAGUGACUUUUCUUCUUCAUAUGCCUCUUUCACAGAGGGCUCAGAUUAGGGCCAUGAAAUUGCGCUGGACAAAGCAAGUUUUACCACUGAUAAAAAUGCAACAGUUGUGUAUGCAUUUUGCUCUGGUACAGCUAUGUGACACAAACAAUUGGAAAUUGGAUUUGACUUACCUGCCUGAUUUAAAUGAUGAUUUGCUGCUCAUAAAUCUUGCACAUUACUAUGAGGUCGAAUACCCUAAAGGAUUGGAGUUCCAAAAGGAUUUGGGGAAAGAAAUGGAGAAUGAGUACCAAUUUUUAUGGGACACUGUAAAAAAGUUGGCUGUGAAAUACAGUUUUGGAGAUGCUUUCCCAGUACGAAGAACAUCCCAAGUAUUUCUUGAACAGGAGCAGACAUUAUUUAGAGUCUAUGAAGAAGAAAUUCCUAACGUUGGACUAAUUCCAGUGAAAUCUGAUAUUGUUCAAGAUUAUGUUGGAGAUAUUUUGAAAGACCUACCUGUUUUAAAAAGCAAUGACCCUGCAAUUAAUUCACUUAUUAAAUACAAGGAAUUCGAUGAACUUUAUCACUGGCAUUCUGAUAGACCUUUGACUGAGGACUUUGAGCGAGCGCCGUGCAGUGCUGAUGCAAAAUCCGAAAGUCCAGACGAAGGAAGGGAAAUACGGAAGUUACGGAAUUUUCGUCACUUUUAUGGAAGCACUCUGGUAGACAGCCCUCCGAAACUUAUUGUAUGUCAAGAGGAUGUGUCAGAGAAUGCUAAUUCUGCUGUCAAAAAGGCACAAAAGAAGCACAAAAGUGAAGUGGAAGUAACUGUAAAGGAAAACAUCAGGCCACUAAAAGCUAAGGAAGAAAAAAAAGAACAGAAGAAAUGGCAAGCCUUAUCUAUGACAACUGUAAAGGAAAUAAAAGAAAACCAGACUGUUGGAAUAAAUAAAUUGGAGAAGUUUCUCAAGACCCUUAAAAGUAAAUCUGUGAAGUUCAGCGUAGAAAUGACAGCACUCUCUGCCUGUUUAAAAGUCUGGAAGAAACACUGCAAAGAGCAAGGAAACAAAUCUAAAGAUUUAAACAAAGCUGUUCAAGUCAUGAGGAGAAUUCAUAUCCUUCUUGAGAAAUAUCAAGAUUUCUUGGAGGAACCAGAUCUACAAAAGCUGACCAAAUGUCUGAAACUCCUUGGAUUUGAGAAUUUAGCAUGCUCUCUAUCUGGCCAGACAGGAGAAAGCAGCAAUCAGAAAAGAUGCAAAUAUGCUACUGAAGUGGGUUCAGCUCGCUUUCAGCUACAAUACAUGGAUUGUUACUUGCUCAGAGAAGAGAGAAAUGAUCCAGAUCCCCGAGUGGAACAUUUCAUACCAGACACAUGGCAGCGAGAACUUCUUGAUGCUGUAGAUAAUAAUGAAUCUGCGGUGAUUGUUGCUCCCACUUCCUCAGGAAAAACAUAUGCAUCAUACUAUUGCAUGGAAAAAGUUCUGAAAACGAGCAAUGAAGGAGUAGUUGUAUAUGUUUCUCCUACAAAGGCCCUUGUAAACCAAGUGGUAGAAACUGUAUGCAGUCGAUUCACCAAGAACCUUCCAAAGGGAUUGACAAUGUGUGGAGUUUUUACACGGGAUUAUCGCCAUGAUGUCAUGAACUCUCAGAUACUAGUGACAGUGCCUCAAUGCUUAGAAAUCUUGAUGCUGUCUCCUCGUUGCCAGAAAUGGGCCCAACGAAUACAGUAUGUUAUAUUUGAUGAGGUCCAUUGUCUUGGCAGUGAAAUUGGAGCAGAGGUUUGGGAACAUCUUCUGAUGACAAUUCGAUGUCCAUUUUUGGCACUCUCUGCUACUGUCAGUAACCCAGAACACCUAACUGAGUGGUUACAGUCUGUGAAGAGGUAUUGGCAACUUGCUGAGAAUACAACAGAAGGAAGCUCUGCAAACUCUGAAAAGAACUUUACAAGAAAAUGUAAAGUGAAAUCUAAAGUACAAGAACAAAAGAAAUCGUAUCGUGUUAGACUAGUCUUGUAUGAAGAAAGAUACAAUGAUUUGAAAAAAUAUUUGUGUUCUCUAAAGGGCAGCGAUUUUACCAUUGAACAUUACCAUCCAUAUGCGGCAUUAACAGUCAGUCAUAUUGAGAACUAUGGUAUUCCUUCAGAUCUUUCUAUGUCUCCACGAGAGAGCAUCCAGCUUUAUGACACAAUGGUAAAAGUCUGGCAAGAGUGGCCAAGGGCACAGGAGCUAGAUCCUGAGGAGUUUGUCUCUUUCAAGAAUAAAGUAGUAAUAAAAAAGGCAGAUGCAAGGAAAUAUGAACAGGAACUGAAGAAAGAACUAAGCAAAUGGAUUGUGCUUGGCCAAAGGCAGAAGGUGAAUGAACUACUGGAGCACCUUAAGCCAAAAUCUGAGGAUUGCUCAGGAGAGGAGAAGAUGAAGCAUUUUGCAAACUUUGUUGAUAAGUUACAUGAGAUGGAUAAGUUGCCUGCCAUAUUUUUUAUAUUUAACAUCAAUUCAGUGGAAUCGGCAGCCAUGACUGUAUUCUCUGAAUUGCUGGAAAAACAAAAGAGUGUACAAGGUCCAGAUCCUGAGAGUGAAAAAGAGGAUGUAAGGAAAAAACUAGGAAAAGUGACCAAAAUGCUAACAAAAUUCCCUGAGGAUACUAGAAGGAUGAGCGCUCAAGAAAUUAAUACAAUGGAACUUCUUUUGGCUAAAAAAACCCACCUAGAAAAAAGGCUUAAAGUGCUAACUACUGUCCCUUCUGGGUGUACUUACGCUGAUGAUAAAGCAGUGGAUGACGAUACUUUGAGGAAGAUUUUUCAUCCUCUUACAUUUGAGAGCAAAGGUUCUCUGCAGCAAAAAAUGGCACUGAAGGGAAUUGGGUAUCAUCACGGAUCUAUGUCUGCUAGGCAAAGACGAGUAGUGGAGAUGCUUUUCAGGCUGGGAUACGUGAAGGUAGUCACAGCUACUUCAUCUCUUGCUCUAGGAAUCAACAUGCCAUGUAAAUCUGUUGUUUUCACUGAAGAUUCUGUCUAUUUAGAUGCCUUAAAUUACAGACAGAUGUCUGGGCGUGCUGGAAGACGGGGACAAGACAUGAUUGGAAAUGUGUUCUUCUAUGACAUUCCACUGCCCAAAGUUGAAAGACUUAUCAAAUCCAAUGUACCUCAGUUGAAAGGCCAGUUUCCUCUGACUGUUUCCUUAAUAUUGAGACUCAUGCUGUUUGCUGCGAAGGCUGAUGACAAAGCAGAUGCUAGAGCAAAGGUUAUGUCAGUGUUGAAGCAUUCACUGAUGUCAUUCAAAAAAGAAAGAUAUGCUGAAAUAUUAAAAAUUUAUUUUGUGUUUUCCUUGCAAUUUCUUAUCAAAGAGGGCUACUUGGAUCAAGAAUGUAACCCCAUGGGAUUUGCUGGACUUGUGACACACUUGUACUAUCAUGAACCUUCAAAUUUUGUUUUAGUGAGCUUUCUUGUGAAAGGUUUAUUGCACAAAUUGUGCCAGCCAGUUGAAGGCUCAACUGUUUUUUCAGAAGAUGUCCUGGAAACGCUAGUUCUCAUUCUAGCAAACUUAUUUGGGAGAAAGUAUCUUCCAGCCUGCUCAAUGAAAUACAAACGCAAAUCUUCCCAGUCAAAGGUCUUCCUAGAAGAUCUACCAAAAGACUUUGCAGAUGCUUUAGAUGAAUACAACACCAAAGUACAGGAAUAUUUUGCUCAUUUUCUUCUGACAACUGCCAAGCUGGCAGAUAUGGAACAAGAAUACAAACUUCCACUGUCAAAGACAGACUUUACAUCUCAGAAUUGGCAUGGCUCUGAACUAGCAUCUUAUUUGAUGGACAACACCAAAAGCAUAUCUGCCAUCUCACCUUUUGCAUGUUUAUCUGGAGUGGUUGAUAAUGAUCUAUUUCAUGGGGACAUCAUUAAUACAGCCGUCUUACAUUCUCUUGGAAUUAAUGUCGGAAACUGCCCCCUACUUCAUUUGAAGAAGUACGAUAAUCAGGGAAGGAGGAUGCCACUCAAUGCAUAUGCACUGGAUUUUUAUAAGCACGGUUCCUUGACUGCAUUGACAACUGAUAACUGGUUAAAUGAAGGAGAUGCUUACAACGCCCUCAAGGAUUUUUCACUCACCAUUAAGGCUAUUGGAAUAAGUCUGAGUGAACUAUGUGAUGAUCCAGAUGAUAAUGUUCUACUGGCAUUUAAACAACUGAGCGAGGAAUACGAAGAGAAACUGAAGAAUAAAACCUGAAGAAUAAAAACAAACCCAAAGCAGCAGAUAUUCUUACCACACAAAUAGCAGCCUUUAAGUUAGAAAACUUCUAGAUCUGAGUCACCAAGUGAAAUUUCAGAAUAAAGCUUUAGUUAUUAGUCAGUAUCAGUAAUACAAAGUUUACUUUAGGAAGUUAACCUUCACUAAUUGACAUUUUAGCAGCUCUAAUGUCAACUAAAUAAUUUUUUUAAUAGAUUGCAAAACUAAGUAAUCGUACAUUAUCUUUCAGUUGCACUUUUUUUUUCAGGCAGUGGCAUAUAUGUUAAGACGGCUCUCACAGAUAUACUAAAGAUUGUCACAGUUCUGACAGCUGGUGAGAUUAGCCUCUCAGUAGGACAAUAUUAGAAACUUUCAGCUCCUUGGUGAAGGAUGUUCAGCAAUUAUAAUAAGAUAAAUUGUUCUGUUUUCCAAGAUUUCUAUUAAAUUUUGAAAUAGUAUCUUCAUGAACCAUUAUAAAAGCUUUUAAACUGGUCUGCAGGUUUAGUUUACAAAAUUUUAUAGAGGGUUUUACACCAGAACAGGGAAGUUUGAUUAAUAAAAAGUUCCAACCCUAUUGCUUCAUUUUUCAACUCUUUAAGAGUCAGAAAGAUCCAGAACACUUCCAGCAUACUUGUCAA
Molecule: messenger RNA, 6125 nt
Organism: Empidonax traillii (willow flycatcher)
Lineage: Eukaryota; Metazoa; Chordata; Aves; Passeriformes; Tyrannidae
Product: probable ATP-dependent RNA helicase DDX60
Exons: 37
Coding region: 34-5487 (1817 amino acids)
Cellular component (GO): cytoplasm
Molecular function (GO): ATP binding; nucleic acid binding
Source: RefSeq, a predicted model, not a curated record